UUCCUCUACAUCCUCGAGACGUUCACGUCCCUCCGUCCCGCCCUCCUCCUCUAUUUCUCCACCUAUCCCAUAGACUUCUAGACAUGCCUUACGCUGCUGGUGACGCUGGUAAGGGAGCCGGUCUCUUCAAGACUCGCUGCGCUCAGUGCCACACCGUCGGUGCUGGUGAGCCGAACAAGGUCGGCCCCAACCUUCACGGCCUCUUCGGUCGCAAGACUGGUCAGGUUGAGGGCUUCAGCUAUACUGCUGCCAACGUCAACAAGGGUGUGACCUGGAGUGAAGAGACCCUCUUUGAGUACCUCGAGAACCCCAAGAAGUACAUCCCCGGAACCAAAAUGGCCUUUGCUGGUCUCAAGAAGGAGAAGGACCGUAACGACCUCAUUACCUGGUUGAAGGAAUCGACCGCCUAAUUUAUCAUGUCUUUUCUCUUAGACGACCCACCUCAUACACGGACUAUUCUACGGAUCUUUGUCUGGUCUUAGUGAUAUAGACGACCACUUGCGCACCUCCACCUCCACUCAUCCAUCACCUACACACUAUUUACUUGCAGUAUACGUCUUAUGGAUUAGGCCAGUAAUCAUGUCCGUUGCCGUUUCCUUGGGUUUGUCUAGCGCGAUCACAAUGAGAUACCC
Coniophora puteana RWD-64-598 SS2 is the source of this 632-nucleotide messenger RNA. Its product is annotated as cytochrome-c from the OXPHOS pathway. Gene Ontology annotation, molecular function: electron transfer activity; heme binding. The record is from RefSeq and is a predicted model, not a curated record. Gene Ontology annotation, cellular component: mitochondrial intermembrane space. Lineage: Eukaryota; Fungi; Basidiomycota; Agaricomycetes; Boletales; Coniophoraceae. Bases 84 to 410 code for a protein of 108 amino acids. Gene Ontology annotation, biological process: mitochondrial electron transport, cytochrome c to oxygen; mitochondrial electron transport, ubiquinol to cytochrome c. The transcript is spliced from 5 exons.